Dermacentor albipictus is the source of this 2148-nucleotide messenger RNA. RefSeq names its product ecto-NOX disulfide-thiol exchanger 2. Lineage: Eukaryota; Metazoa; Arthropoda; Arachnida; Ixodida; Ixodidae. Gene Ontology annotation, cellular component: plasma membrane; external side of plasma membrane. The record is from RefSeq and is a predicted model, not a curated record. Gene Ontology annotation, molecular function: RNA binding; oxidoreductase activity. Gene Ontology annotation, biological process: ultradian rhythm.
GUAUCGGAUGUGCUUCCUGCGGGAGUUUAGUUUUCAACUGCGCUUGAUCGUCUGCUGGCAUAAGUGAUAUUGAUCAAGCAAGAAAAGACCUUCAGGCGUUCGCAUGCUCUCUGAUGGGUUCGUGAAUUAGAAGCGUUCGCGAGUAACCGCUGUCUUGUGCCUGAUCGACGCAUAGAGAUGAUGUCGGCGGCAGCAGCGGCGGUGUGCGGGGGAUCCCCGGUCCUGCCUUCAAGUACGGUGGAUCCGGCCACAAACGAUGCGCCGCUGGAGUUUGCGGCACGAAUCAAGACCACUGUGGCUCCCGAAGGGCUCGGACGUCCUGUGGGAGCAACAUUUGGGAGCUUUGCUGCUGGACUGGCUGAAGGAGCAGCUGGCCUCCCCUCGUUGGCUAGCCUUAUGGGCAGUCCCGCACCCUGGGGUGUGCCCCCAUUUAUUGGCCUGCCCGGAGACCAUGCCCUUAUGGGAGUGGUUUCCAGCUACAGCCAGUGCCCACAGUUUGGUUUUCUAGGACCCCCACCUGAAAUUGGGCCUGGAAUAUUGCCAGCCAGUGUUCUCAGCCCAAAUGCACCUGUGAAGGAGCUGCUGAGGUUUCCAAGCUGCGUCCUGUACCCUCCGAAGCCAAAUAUGCCACCACCAGCCACGCGAGACCGACCCCCAGGCUGUCGCACAGUGUUUGUGGGUGGCCUGCCUGAGAGUUCUACGGAGGAGCUGGUGCGGGAGGUGUUCCAGCACUGCGGCACUAUCACCACUGUUCGCAUGAGCAAGAAGAACUUUUGCCACAUCCGCUUUGAGACAGAAGAGCAAGUGGAUCGUGCCAUUGCCCUCUCUGGGUACCGGAUGAAAAUUCGAGACCAAGAGGAGGCUAGCCACACUGGACGGCUGCACGUGGACUUUGCACAGGCACGAGAUGACCAGUACGAGUGGGAGUGCCGCCAGCGAGCCUUGCAGCGUGAACAGCGCCACCGCGAGCGGUUGGACCGUGAGCGGUUGCGGCCGCCUUCGCCGCCGCCAGUGGUCCAUUAUUCAGACCAUGAGGCCCAACAGCUCACUGAGCGUCUGAAAGGGGACGAAAGCUUCCAGAAGGCAGUGCAAGUGCUGACGGUGUGGUUGGACCGUGGAGAGUGCACCAAGCGCAAUGCAGGCCAAUUUUACUCAAUGCUGCAGACAGCCAAUGGUCACAUCCGCCGCCUACUCCAAGAGAAGCAGGACCACCAAGAAGCGCUGGACAAGGCCCGCGUCCUAUUUGCCCAGAGGCUCCAGGGGAUCCUUGUCCAACUGGGACAAAUUGAGAAGGUAUUUUCCAUGGCCAGUCAUCAGAAGGUUUGGGACCAUUUCACCAAAGCCCAGCGCAAGAACAUUGAUACCUGGCGCAAGCAAUCUGAGGAAAUCAAGUCUGCGCACUUGGCUGAUGUGUUGGACAAACGCCAGGAAGACGAGAUGGAUCUGAGUGAUGAGGACGAGCCACCGCCUGCAAAGGCAGCCAAGAUAUCGGAGAGUGGCUCAGAAGGUGAUGGCAGCAGUGCUCUGGCUGCAGAAGAUGAAUCGGCGGCAGCGACGCGACUGGCCCUGCAAGAAGAGUGCGACUCCCUCCGGUGCCAGCUGGAGGCAUAUCGCAAUGAGGCGCAGCUCCUCAAGGCCGAGCAAGAGCAGCGUGACCAGCAGCUGCACUUGCUCCAGCAAGCCUUGCAGGGCCUUCAGCAGCAGCGUGCACGGGAUUUCCAAGAACUGGAAAAAUUGCGGUCAUCCAAAAAUGGCUCUACACCAAGCCCUGAGAGAGAACCAUGCUCAGCAUCUGGUUCGCGGAAUGAAGUGUCCUCAUCUACUCAGGUUGCAGGGAUAAGAAUCACUGAAAAGGAUGCAAAGCUGAUUGGUUUGGUGUCCAUGUUCCUGCAUCUGCAUCCGGACGGUGCCAGUCUGGACUACCUGUGGUCAUACGUGCACACCCGGGAGCCAGCUCUGCAGCCAUGUGACGUCGAGGUGCUCCUCUCCAAGUUUCCCGCGCUGUUCCCGCUCGAGGUCACAGGCGUCGGUGCCACUCUCGAGAGACGGUGGAAGUUUGGUGGAUUCGCGCCGUCUCUUUGAAAUGUUUUUCUAGUCUUUUCAUCCUUGACUUGAGGAGGAAAAAAUAAAUUUUUUCCUCCUCCUUGG